GCAUUCACUCGGCAGCACUUGGCCGAGACAGCUCGUCAAAUAACCGGACAACUAAUGAGACAUUUGCGUGCUGAGGUGCGUGGGCAGGCUAUGAGCAUUUUCGGCUCGAUUGACGUUUUCGGCAACCCUGCUGGCCUUAUGCAUGACCUGGCCAUUGGGCUACGCCAUGGCCUUGUUGACUUGGACAUGGCCGGUCUCGUGAGAAACGUCGCCCACGGCGUCUGCGACAGCACAGCCAAAGUCGUGGGUGGUAUGUCUCACUUGGUCAGCACAAUUUCAAUGGAUGAACGUCACCAACUGCAACGUAAAUUGAUUCUCGGCAGCCUUUUCGGUGACGGCUCUAUUAAUCGGCGCGUUAUCAUGGCGUCCAGUCCAGCUGGUACCCAUACAGUCAGUGCGAAUACGUCUGAGGCUCCUCCUUCCACUCAUACCUCCGGCCAAACUGACCCGAAGCAUAAAGCCCUUAGAAAGAGUUUUAUCGGCGUUUCAAGCAGAAGCAUCUCUGGGCAAUUGCCAAAAUCUCCCGGAUCCCAGACCUCGGCUUCUUCCGUGUCUCCUCUCCAUUCCUCAGCUAUUGCACCAAAGACCAACUUGCCUCCCGUAGCUGCGGCCUCUGCGGCGGCGGCAGCACAUGCGGCGUUGCAAGACCUAGCCUUUCUGGAGGAUGAAGAAGGUAAUCAAUCCGUGACUGCUCCACUAGCCGCUGGUUUUCGGGGUUUCAUGCAUGGUCUUUUCGGUGGAAUUACCUCAAUGGUCACACAGCCAUAUCAAGGAGUUAAGGAGGAUCAGUUCAAGGUAUAG
Protopolystoma xenopodis is the source of this 801-nucleotide messenger RNA. The record is from the annotation of a GenBank genome assembly. Lineage: Eukaryota; Metazoa; Platyhelminthes; Monogenea; Polystomatidea; Polystomatidae.